Cucumis melo (muskmelon) is the source of this 1646-nucleotide messenger RNA. RefSeq names its product carbonic anhydrase 2-like. The coding region runs from base 471 to 1502 and encodes 343 amino acids. The record is from RefSeq and is a predicted model, not a curated record. Gene Ontology annotation, biological process: carbon utilization. Gene Ontology annotation, molecular function: carbonate dehydratase activity; zinc ion binding. The transcript has 10 exons. NCBI's taxonomy places the organism in Eukaryota, Viridiplantae, Streptophyta, Magnoliopsida, Cucurbitales, Cucurbitaceae.
CAGAAAAUACAGUACUUUCAACUUAAAUCUCUUAAUACAUACACACAUACAUAUGUUCUCUCAAAACGUUCAAAACACUAUUAGACCAUUUCAAAAAUUCAAAUAGUUAAACACAAUUGAGAUUGAUUUAAUCCUCACUACCACGUAGACAUAUGGUUAAAAUCUUUUCACUGCAUACGUAGAAUCUCGGGCUCGUGAUCGUAUUGAUGUGUAGGCACAAUGAAAUGGUGUAGAACAAAUAGAGAGAGAGAGAGAGAGAGAGAAAAGAAAAAGAAAGAAAGAAAGAAAGAAGAAAGAGAGAGAAAUGAGGAACGCCCAAUCCUGAUCUGAGAAAGAAGAAGCUGUGGUUGAUUGUGGGUUCGCUUUCAUUAUCCCAAGAGAAAAAAGAGUUUAAAAUGGGAAUAGAUCAGAAAUAUACCAAUUUGAAUAUAUAAUUUAUAAAGGCAACGGAUACAAAGGCAUAGUGCACAAUGUCGACGGCUUCCAUUAACACCUGCCUUUUCUCUCUCACCAAAUCUUCUUCUUCUUCUUCUUCUUCUUCUCCUUCUCCUAACAUCAUUCGUUCUUCUGCUAUUUCUGCAAGGCUUUCCAAUAAUAACAACACUCCUUCUCCUUCUUUCCCCAAUCUCAUCCAAAACAGACCUGUUUUUGCUGCCCCUUCCCCUAUUAUCACCCCCACCUGGAGAGAAGAUAUGGGGAAUGGUUCAUAUGAGGAAGCCAUUGAAGCUUUGGAGAAGCUCCUCAGAGAGAAGGGAGAUCUGAAGGCAACAGCAACAUCAAAAGUGGAACAAAUAACAGCAGAAUUAAAAACUGUAGAUGGAGAAAAGCCAGCCUUUGAUCCUGUUGAGAGAAUCAAAACUGGUUUCAUUCACUUCAAGAAGGAGAAAUAUGACAAGAACCCAGAGUUGUAUGGUGAACUUGCAAAAGGCCAAAGCCCCAAGUUCAUGGUAUUUGCUUGCUCUGAUUCAAGAGUGUGCCCAUCACAUGUUCUUGAUUUCCAACCUGGGGAGGCUUUUGUGGUCAGAAAUGUUGCCAAUUUGGUUCCUCCAUAUGAUCAGGACAAAUACUCAGGAACUGGAUCUGCCAUUGAAUAUGCUGUUCUUCAUCUCAAGGUGCAAUACAUUGUUGUGAUUGGUCACAGUGCUUGUGGUGGUAUUAAGGGGCUUAUGACUUUCCCAUAUGAUGGAAAGUACUCAACUGAUUUCAUUGAAGAAUGGGUGAAAGUCGGUUUGCCUGCUAAGGCCAAGGUCAAUUCAGCCCAUGGUGGUGCAGAACUUGGGGAACUUUGUACACACUGUGAAAAGGAAGCAGUUGCUGUAUCACUUGGGAAUCUGCUAACCUAUCCAUUUGUUAGGGAUGGUUUGGUGAAUGGAACUCUUGGACUUAAGGGUGGUCACUACGACUUCAUUAACGGAACUUUCGAGCUCUGGGGACUCGAAUUCAACGUUACUAAGCCUUUGUCUGUAAAGGAUGUGGCCACCAUUCUGCACUGGAAGCUCUAGGGGCAUGUUAAGAAGUCAAUCCUGUAAAGAUGAGACUUCUUUCUAAUAACACACUCUUUGGUUAUGUUGAAAUAAGGCUGUCUUUUUUAUCCUGAGGAUUGAAUCUACCCUUCAAUUUGAUUGAAACCCAUUUCAGAUUCACCA